AGGAAUCCGUGUGGGGUACACCCCCGACGUCCUCACCGACGCCACCGCAGAACUCUCAGUAGCUUUGCUUCUGGCUGCAUGCCGCCGGCUCCCGGAGGCAGUGGAGCAGGUGAAGACUGGUGGCUGGACAACGUGGAAGCCCUUGUGGAUGUGUGGCUAUGGUCUGUCUGAUAGUACGGUGGGCAUCAUAGGUCUGGGGAGAAUAGGACAGGCAGUUGCCCGCCGCCUGAAGCCGUUUGGGGUCAAGAAGUUUUUGUACACCGGCAGUCGCCCGAAGCCGGAGAGCGCUGCAGAGUUUGAAGCCGAGUUUGUCCCACUCACGAGGCUGGCCGAGGAGUCGGACUUCGUUGUGGUGACGUGUGCUUUGACUCCGGCCACCCAGGGAAUGUGCAACAAGGACUUCUUCAGCAGAAUGAAGAAGACCUCCGUGUUCGUCAACACGAGCAGGGGGGCCGUGGUGAACCAGGAGGACCUGUAUGAUGCGCUGGCCCACGGCCAGAUCGCAGCAGCAGGCCUGGACGUCACGACGCCGGAGCCGCUGCCCACUGACCACCCCCUGCUCUCCCUCAAGAAUUGCGGGGAGUGGUGGGUGAUUCUGCCACACAUCGGGAGUGCCACGUACGCCACGAGGAGCACCAUGGCGGUGCUGGCAGCCAACAACCUGCUGGCCGGGCUGCAGGGGCAGCCCAUGCCCCACGAGCUCCUGCUGUGA
Messenger RNA from Tauraco erythrolophus (red-crested turaco), 712 nucleotides. NCBI's taxonomy places the organism in Eukaryota, Metazoa, Chordata, Aves, Musophagiformes, Musophagidae. The record is from RefSeq and is a predicted model, not a curated record.